AUGCAGGUACCGGCUCUGACCCUGGGAGGUUUUGCCUACCCGCCUCCCUUCCCUUGCCCCCCUCUCUGCUCCGAAUGCACCUCCAGAGAGACGGCUGCCCCCAAGCCCUUCAGCAUCGACGCCCUCCUCUCCAGCCCUGCUCCCCCGGGACCAGCUACCAGCCCCGCCGUCCCGCAGCCUCUGUACCCGGGCUUAAUGCCUUCCCACGCCGGCUACCCUCUCUACUACGGGGCGCCCCUGCUCUACCGGACCAGCGGCUACAGGGAGGGUCACUACACACACGAAUAUCCACUGGCCAGAGCCGCCCUCACUCCACUCAAAUCGAAAGGUGCCAAGUCCAAAAGGGUACGGACAAUCUUCAGCCAUGAGCAGCUGGCCCGUCUGGAGGAGGAGUUUGCCCGGCAGCAGUACAUGGUGGGCUCUGAGAGGCUACUGCUGGCAACUGCCCUGCACCUCAAUGAAUCACAAGUCAAGGUCUGGUUCCAGAACCGAAGAAUCAAAUGGAGGAAACAGAGCCUUGAGCAGCAGCAGGCUAAGCUGGCCAGACUGGGUAUUGUGGCUACUCAGGCCAGCCCGGACUCUCAGAGCACCGGCGAGGGAUCAUGUCCUGAAACCCAACAUGAGGACCAGCCCUGA
Hemiscyllium ocellatum (epaulette shark) is the source of this 636-nucleotide messenger RNA. RefSeq names its product homeobox protein not2-like. The transcript has 3 exons. Gene Ontology annotation, molecular function: DNA binding; DNA-binding transcription factor activity, RNA polymerase II-specific. Gene Ontology annotation, biological process: regulation of DNA-templated transcription; central nervous system development; neuron differentiation. The coding region runs from base 1 to 636 and encodes 211 amino acids. The record is from RefSeq and is a predicted model, not a curated record. NCBI's taxonomy places the organism in Eukaryota, Metazoa, Chordata, Chondrichthyes, Orectolobiformes, Hemiscylliidae.